AUGAAUCAGUCUCCCCUCCAGGCUCCGCAAAGGCGCGCUCCGCCCUGUCCCGGGUCAGAAGGACGCUCACCCUACAUAAAGCAGCGGCACCCACCACGCUGGAACUCAGACUGCCUCGAGGUUGGACGCUGUGCACCUUCCUCCCGCUGGCACAUUCUGGGGACGCCUCACCCCACGGGCAGCUUGAAUCCGGACACCAUGUACUCUGCUCGCCCCCUCCGGCUGGUGGUCCUGCCGCUGCUCCUGGUGGGGACUGCGCUGGGAGAUGCUCCUCAAGCGCCGCCAGGAAAUAACGCGGAGAUCUGCCUCCUGCCCCCGGACGAAGGGCCCUGCCGGGCUCGGAUCCCCAGUUACUACUAUGACAGGUAUACCCAGAGCUGCCUCGAGUUCAUGUAUGGGGGCUGCGAGGGCAAUGCCAACAAUUUCGAAACUUGGGAGGCCUGCGAUGAAGCUUGCUGGAGGAUACCGAAAGUUCCCAAGAUUUGCCGGUUGGAAGUCAGUAAGAGGCAGUGUGGGGAGCUCAGAGAAGUGUAUUUCUUCAAUCUAAGUUCCAUGGCAUGUGAAAAAUUCAUAUCUGGCGGGUGUCACAGCAGUGAGAACCGGUUCCCGGAUGAAGCUACUUGUAUGGGCUUCUGUGCGCCAAAGAAAGGUCCAUCAUUUUGCUAUAGUCCAAAAGAUGAGGGACUAUGCUCUGCUAAUGCAACUCGCUAUUAUUUUAAUCCAAGACACAAAGCCUGUGAGGCCUUCACCUAUACUGGCUGUGGAGGGAAUCACAAUAACUUUGUUAACGUGAAGGACUGCAAACGCAUUUGUGUAAAAGCCUUGAAAAAGAAAAAGAACAAGAAGAUGCCAAGGCUUCUUUUUGCAAGUAGAAGACUGAAAAUUAAGAAGAAGCAAUUUUAACCCUUUUUUUUUCCAUAUGUCAUCUUGUGAAUGCCUUUAUGGUUAUAUCUGAAGGACAAUAUGGUAACACAAGCAAGCAAAUCAUUAGUGAUUUAU
Messenger RNA from Balaenoptera ricei (Rice's whale), 999 nucleotides. It is a transcript of the gene TFPI2, whose product is annotated as tissue factor pathway inhibitor 2. Lineage: Eukaryota; Metazoa; Chordata; Mammalia; Artiodactyla; Balaenopteridae. The record is from RefSeq and is a predicted model, not a curated record. The coding region runs from base 1 to 903 and encodes 300 amino acids. Gene Ontology annotation, molecular function: serine-type endopeptidase inhibitor activity. The transcript has 5 exons.